This is a messenger RNA of Linum trigynum, 1706 nucleotides long. Lineage: Eukaryota; Viridiplantae; Streptophyta; Magnoliopsida; Malpighiales; Linaceae. The record is from the annotation of a GenBank genome assembly.
AUAACUACUUGCCAUUGAUGAUGUUCUUUCCUUUCAUAUGGAUACCUUCUUAUUUGUGGUAAGAUCUGUCGUUGAUAUGUACCUUCUUCUUUUCCAUUCAUGAUGCUUCCCUGGUUAUGAGGUCGGACCGGAUUGGUGGGCCAGACCAAUAGAACCACCAACCAAAUGCAAUAGUAACUUGAUAAAGAAGUAACCCAAAAAUCCACAAUUUUUACCAACCAAAAUCCCUAAUUCUUACCGUAUUUUUUGUUUGUUACUGAAAUUAUUUUCUUGCAUUCCUUUUUUUUUUACAAAAGAUAAUCAUAUAUUGAUUCCACAAAAAUAGGUAGUUACAUCCUGGAGAUCAGCCAAGACUGAAAAUCAAAAGAACGACUCGUGGUCGGGUACAAAGCAAGGGUCUUUCGAGCCACCAAAUGGGCCACCCAAUUACUACUCCGACCUACAAAACGAACACUAAACCCCGGCUUACUAGACAACACCCGCACCACCUCUUCCAGUAUCGCGCCCAUCCGGUUAUCCCUUGUAUCGGCCUGCAAGAUCUUAUCAAUAACCACCUUGGCGUCCCCUUCAAAUCUUACCUCCGUGAAACCAUGCUCAAGACACCAAAGAAUACCCUCGUGAAGGACAAGCAGCUCCACUAUCAUGGGAUCAUCAAUUAUCGGAAAUUGGACACCUUUAGCCCGAAGGACAUCUCGAGAGGGGGUCAUCAAGACCAACCCCCCCGCCGAAUGAGAACCUCUCCUAGUAGCCCCAUCUCACAUGCAAAUUACCCCUGUAUGCCCCGUCAAGCUUGGUUGCUGAGGCGGAGGACGAGCAUACUGAAGAGCUUUAUCCCUCGGGAGGUGAACCCACUCCUCAUAUUGCUGGGUAAACUGGCGCAUCAAUGCCGGGUACCCAAACUGCUUACCUUCAAAGACUACCCAGUUCCGAGACCGCCAGAUUCGCCAGAGGACCGCAACUACGCCCAUAAGCCAUCAAUUUUUUGAGGAAAAGAGAGAAACUAUACCGAGGAAGCCCCUCCCCUAAGUAUUCCAGCCCCGAAUAGCCCCACGGGGCCCGGGCCACUGGACAGUCGAGAAACAGAUGUUCCAGAGUUUCCUUACUAUCCCAGCAAACCGGACACCGAGGAUGCACCGGGACCUUUCUCUCAAUUAGAGCUUCCGUAGUUGGUAAAAUACGAUUGAGGAUUUGCCAAACAAACACCUUCAAUUUAGGAGGGAUAUUGGCCUCCCACAAACGGAUCCAACUUGUCCUAUCAAUCCAACUUCUUGCAUUCCUUCUUAGCUAGAAGAAGCUCUGAAAUUAGAUCGUGGAAUAUAAACUCUAUGAUGGCUUGGAAGGGAAAAGGAAGGGAGAAUUGCGCGGCUGAUAAACCAAUAGCAUAUGGAUGAAAUAUCAUUGGUAAAACAAAAUAUGGGUCGGUAUUAUUUUGGAGCGUCCAAGUUUAAAAUUAAACGAGCUUGCCGGCGGACCACUGCCAUCUCAUUCUGAAGUGAGUACUCUAUCGCCAAAAGAAGAGGUCAAAUCAGAAGAUAGCUGAACAAAGAUGGAUUGAAGGUAAGAUAGAUUUUUUUCCUUUUACAGGAAUAGGACCUUUGAUUGACCAUGGAGCGUAUUAAUACCGAAUGUGUCGAUAGAUGAUUUUUUUAUCGGCUCUGGCACAGUAUAGAUCAAUAAAUAACAAAUAAGAAAAACCGAAUUGGUCU